Molecule: messenger RNA, 1582 nt
Organism: Pogonomyrmex barbatus (red harvester ant)
Lineage: Eukaryota; Metazoa; Arthropoda; Insecta; Hymenoptera; Formicidae
Gene: nw
Product: narrow
Source: RefSeq, a predicted model, not a curated record
UUCUUAAGGGGGCCCACGGCGCAGCGCGAGGCCAGUCCGAGAACGCGACCCUAACACUAACAUUCGGUGUAUUCCGAGAGAAAGAGAGAAAGAGAGCGAGAAGAGAAUCGGAAACGGAAACGACUGACUGCUUGAUCGCCGCACAGCCAACAUAGUAAUCGGCUAACAUGAAGAUCAUCCUGUUGCUCUUCGUCGUCGCGGCCUUCGCUUCAGCCCAGAGGAUCACGACGAUCCAGCUGGAUGGCAUACAGUACUUCGUGUCGCGAAUGAAUCCCUACAGUCCGGAACUCAAUUACUUCCUGGCGUAUCAAUAUUGCCGCUCGUUAGGCCUCCAGUUGGCGUCUUUCGAAACGAAAGAGAAGGCUGACACGAUGACGCAAUAUCUGAAGAACGCCGGUUAUACGAAAUACGACUUUUGGACCUCGGGCAACAAGCUGGGUACCGACAUGUUUUUGUGGAUGAGCACGGGAUUGCCGUUUAACGUCACCUUCGACUACAUGCUGAAGCGACCUGGUAACAGACCCGCCGAUGUACCACCUGGCACUGAACCUCAAAGGGUGGCGCGCGAAAGCGGCGACAGCGGCAGCGCGGACGGAUGCGUCGCGAUGGUAGCACCUACGUUAGCAUGGGAGGCGCAGGAUUGCACCCUCGUGAAGGACUUUAUCUGCGAGCAAACAAGAUGCUAUUACUACAACUACGGCAGCAUUCCAGUCUCCGCGACUCAGGGAAAUCACAGACCCUACAUCACGACCACCUCGGCGCCAGCCAGCGACGACCAAGCGAGUGAUCACGAAACCGACAUGACUAACAUCGACGAUCACCGUUCGGAUGACGCCCAGGACGAGCAGGAGGCAACACCACUAGAAGCGGACGCAUCCAUGGGCGAGAAAUUUUCAGAAGACCCGGUCGUCAGCAGGCUAAUCACCACGGCCGCUCCCGCAUCUGGCAAUCAGCAGCAGCAACAACAGCAACAACAGCAGCAGCAGCAGCAGCAGCAGUAUCAACACACAGGAGCGACGGCAUCGGCGACGUCGCUGUUCGACGACGGUGACGAGCGUGAACGCGCGGCUGUCGGCGACCUGGACGACACCAGACCGGAGCAUCUCCCGGACAUCGCGAGCCUGUUCACCGGGCACGUCGCCGUGGCAUCUCAAGCGCGCAAGGACAGCGUCUUCGACGGUCUCGAGACUCGCGAGGUCCUGCGGUCGUCGAUUUCCCGUCCCGCCGUCUCCUCCGCCUCCUCCUCCUCCUUCUCGUCGGAGAUGAAGAUGGAGCAUCGCGAGACCCCCGAUUACGGCGACCUGACCGCGGAAACUGAAUUGCCGAACAACGGUCUCGAGGACGCCCACACGAUCGGGCCGUACGACAGCGUUCAGGAUUACGUGAACGAUCAGCCGGCGGACACGGCGGCGUCAUCGGCGGACUCGGCGAUGAUGAAGGACCAGGACGACGACAGCAGCACGAUCCUGCCAGAUGCGGAACCGGCCUACAGGUACAACAUCAAAGUACGCACCAACGGCAAAGUAUUAGACCCUCCGUCCAAGUAACGCUUUACUUCCUCCUAGGCAACGUCGCGUUAUUU